Messenger RNA from Funneliformis caledonium, 447 nucleotides. The record is from the annotation of a GenBank genome assembly. NCBI's taxonomy places the organism in Eukaryota, Fungi, Glomeromycota, Glomeromycetes, Glomerales, Glomeraceae.
AUGAGAAAUCUUUUUGAUAAAUGGCUUCAAUUCAGUUAUCAUGGACAUUAUGAACUUCAUCGAUGCGGCCUGCUUUCUGGCUAUUUUGCAAACGGGAUUAUUGGAAAUAAUUUUAUUGGUGGCACUAUUACUGAAGAACCUAAUAAAAAAAUAACACCAUUUUUUAAAACAGCGGACGUAUAUGACCUCAAAAAAAAAAUCAGAGAUAUAAUGAAGUUUGGAUACACGUACUUGAACUUCUGUGAGGCAGUAAAAUUUACCACACCAGAUUUUAGUAUUUGCCAACAGCAAGCGCGUCAAUUCCUAACAGCAACAUCAAUUUGCCAGACUUGCUUGUAUCAGCUUUUGCUUAUGGUAAAGAAACAUGCUAAUCUUGAAUCGUUAGUGAAUAGCCAUGUUGAUCUCACCGUCUGCAAGCAAAGGUUUGAACGUGAAAAUCAAAACUGA